Eremothecium cymbalariae DBVPG#7215 is the source of this 840-nucleotide messenger RNA. It is a transcript of the gene VPS29, whose product is annotated as retromer subunit VPS29. The record is from RefSeq and is a predicted model, not a curated record. Lineage: Eukaryota; Fungi; Ascomycota; Saccharomycetes; Saccharomycetales; Saccharomycetaceae. Gene Ontology annotation, biological process: intracellular protein transport; retrograde transport, endosome to Golgi. Gene Ontology annotation, cellular component: endosome; retromer complex. Bases 1 to 840 code for a protein of 279 amino acids. The transcript has 2 exons.
AUGCUCCUUUUGGCACUAAGUGAUGCAUAUAUACCAGAUCGAGCGAUUGGCUUGCCAUCUGAGUUUAAGAAACUAUUAAAUGUACCAAAUAAGAUAGGCCAAGUUGUUCUCCUGGGUAAUUGUACUAGGUCUUACCAAUUUCUAAAGUUUGUUAACGAUAUCACAAGUGAUGUUACUAUUGUACGUGGAGAAUUUGAUAAUGCGACGAUCGCUACCGCACAAAACUUGAAGGAAGAAAUACCAAUGAGUACUAUAAUUAAACAGGGGGAGUUCAAGAUCGGUUGCUGCAAUGGUUAUACGUUAGUGCCGAAGAGUGAUCCGCUUUCACUGCUUGUGCUGGCGAGGCAGCUGGAUGUGGACAUUAUGCUUUGGGGUGGGACUCACAGUGUUGAAGCAUAUACGCUAGAAGGUAAAUUCUUUAUCAACCCUGGGUCUUGCACUGGUGCUUAUAGUUCAGAUUGGCCACUGCAAGAUGAUGUUUUGGAGGGUGUCUUUAAUCCGGAAGGCCAGGAGAAUGGCACGUUAUCUCAAGAACAGGCUUCUCCCGAGGCUCCAAGCAGUAGUAUAAGUAACAAACAAAAUGCAUCUGACGAACCUAAGCUUAGUGAGAACUCGAAUAGUAACGGAACCAAUGUUGGUGAAAAAAACGAGGACAACCCUAAAACUGAGGAUUUUGAGAAUUCUGAAGACGAUGAAGAUAUUGAUGAAGUGGACAUCAACGGUGGCUGUAUACCAAGUUUUUGUCUGUUAGAUAUUUCAGCUUCCAUUUGCACUCUGUAUAUUUACACAUUUGUUUGUGGAGAGGUUAAGGUAGACAAAGUUGUCUAUAAGAAAGAGUGA